GGCGGCGCGCUCCGCGCCGCGGCCUCCCGUCGCCGGGCGCAGCUUGCUGCAGACCUCUCAGGCAGUUGCCAGGGCGGGGCACGGACGGGCCUCGGCAUGGGUGGCUGGCCCCUUCCGCGACUGCGUGACGCAGUGCGACGGCCUCUCGUUCCGGAACCGCACGGUCAGCUGCCGCUCCCUGAGCGGCGACCUCCUGGACGAGGACGCGUGCGCCGGGAAGGCUCGGCCGUGCGCGUUCCAGCCCUGCGAGUGCGGAGUGUGCGUCCAGGCUCGGUGCGGCGCAGGGUCCCAGCCUCUGCAGAGCGAGGAGCUGGCGUGCGGCGCGGAGAUUCCUGACAUCACCUUCGAGCGCGUUGGUUGCUUCGCCGACUCUGGGGGCGGCUCCGCCGAGGCGACCACCGCCCUGGACACCGAGUGCGUGGGGUGGAACGGCACCGUCCCCUGCCACGGCGGCCUGCCCUUCUUCCGCAUGCGCUCGAAUGCGCUCACGCCGGCGGUGUGCUUCGACUUCUGCCUGACCAGGGGCCUCGACCUCUUCGGCCUCGCGCGUGGGGAGGAGUGCCGCUGCGGCGCCUCCGCCCUGAACGCGCAGCUGUGGGGCGGCGCCGGGCCGCGCGCGGGCCUCGCGCUUCCGGAGUGCCCGCUGGCAUCCGGCGCCGCGUGCCCCCUGAGCGCUUACCGCUUCGCGGGCCCCUUCGUGUCCGGCGGCGUGCCUGUGCAGCUGCUGGCGGCCAACCUGGCAGAGGAGGCGUACAUUGACUCCAUCGUGGCAGGCCGGACGGUCGAUCCCGAGGCCGAGGAGCACCGCGCAGGGGCGCCUGCAGCGGUGCCGCCGCCACCGGCCAGCCUGCUGCAGGUCGGGGCGCCGGGCUACGAGAGGCCCUGUGGCAGCGCCUCCGGGUGCCUGCCCGCGAGGCCGUGGAACGAGCGGCAGGCCGCGGCGCCGGCAGGCAUGCCGGACGUGUGGAGCGACUACGUGGUCGUGCGCUACACCUUCGACCCCGAGCAGCAGGUGGACGACGUGAGGAAGGAGGCUUUCAGGUCCGCGGCGGCGCACUGGCGCGAUCGCACGUGCAUCGCCGUCGUGGAGGCGAGCAGCCCCGAGACCCCGUACAUCAAGGUUGGCGUGUACGACACGGGGAGCUGCUACGCCUCCCUUGGGCGGCCUUUCUCGUCGGGCUCGAUCAACCUUGGCUGGUGCAACUCCAUGCGCCAGAGGGGGAACAUGAUCCACGAGCUCGGCCACUCCCUGGGCAUGAACCACGAGCAGAAGCGCCCGGACGCUGGAGAGAGCUAUUACGGACAGGGGCCUUACCUCAGGAUCUUCUGGGAGAACCUUGGGAGCUGGGCCUCCCAGUACACGCCCGUGGAGAGCAGCUACACGGGCUCCGCAGACGAUGGAGCGGGCGACCCGCAGGUAGGCUACGCCGCCUACGACUACGGCAGCAUCAUGCACUACGGCUACAACCCGCAGAACUUCGAGCCGACCACCGAAGAGGGCCGCGUCGCGAACAUCGGCCAGAGGGCUGCUCUGUCCGAUGGAGAUAUCCUGCAGAUGCUGGAUGCGUAUCGGUGCAGGAGGAAGUCUGGCAGUGGCCCGUCGCCCACGCCUGCGCCUACCGCGCCAGCGCCCGCGCCCACUGCCGCCCCGUCCCCGGCACAAGGGUCCUGCCCAGAGACCUGUUACAGCCGGACCUGCAACUUCUGGGUCCAGCAGGGGUACAGCUGUGAUGCCUUGGCAAGCACGUAUCGUUGCAAUUGCAGUGGGUGUUCUUCGUGCGCGUCAUCGCCAACACCCACGCCAGCUCCCACGCCAGCCCCGACGCCAGUGCCGACGCGUGCGCCCACGGCAGCCCCCGCGCCAGCGCCCACGCCUGCACCCACGGCAGCACCUGCACCAGCUCCUACACCAGCGCCCACGCCUGCACCCACGCAAUCACCCACAAUGGGUCCUACUCCUGCGCCCACGCAGGCACCAACGUCUGUACCUACUUCGGGGUCGGGCUUUUGCCCGGAGACAUGCUACAGCUACAGCUGCAACUUUUGGGUUCAGCAGGGGUACAGCUGUGAUGCCUUGACCAACACAUACAGGUGCGACUGCGGUGGAUGCUCUUUGUGCGCGUCACCGCCAGCACCCACGCCAGCUUCCACGCCAGCCCCGACGCCAGUACCGACGCGUGCGCCCACGGCAGCUCCCGCGCCAGCGCCCACGCAGGCACCCACAUAUGCCCCAACGUCCGCGCCGACUCAGGUGUCGGGCUCAUGCCUAGAUACCUGCUACAACAACAACUGUAACUUCUGGGUGCAGCAAGGGUACACCUGCAGUGCCCUGACCAGUACCUACGGCUGCGAUUGUGGUGGAUGCUCUUCAUGUGCGUCAGUGUCGACGCCAGCACCGGCAUCAUCUGCUGCCCAGAGACGUGCUACAGCUACAACUGCGACUUCUGGGUCCAGAAUGGCUAUUCUUGUAGCACGCUCAGCAGCACCUACGGCUGUGACUGCAGCGGGUGCUCGUGCUCAUGAAUGCUCCGCACGCGGUGAAGUAGGAGAACGAAUGCGCCACAGGCGCUGA
Messenger RNA from Prorocentrum cordatum, 2572 nucleotides. NCBI's taxonomy places the organism in Eukaryota, Dinophyceae, Prorocentrales, Prorocentraceae. The record is from the annotation of a GenBank genome assembly.